Molecule: messenger RNA, 2898 nt
Organism: Bufo bufo (common toad)
Lineage: Eukaryota; Metazoa; Chordata; Amphibia; Anura; Bufonidae
Product: vacuolar protein 8-like
Exons: 14
Coding region: 207-1946 (579 amino acids)
Biological process (GO): nucleus-vacuole junction assembly
Molecular function (GO): protein binding; protein-membrane adaptor activity
Source: RefSeq, a predicted model, not a curated record
UUCACUCUUCUUUGUCUGCUGCCUCCAUAGAGCUGAUCCCUCUGCAGAUGCAGCUGGAGAUCAUGUGAAGUGCAUGCACAGCAGUGACUGGUGCUGGCCAGCUGAUGUAGGCAAUGGCUUUCUGAGCAGUGCAUUAGCAGCAAGCAGCACAGUGCAGCCACCACAAGGUCAUUUCCACUAUAGUGGUGUCCAGCAUCAGACCAAGGAUGGGUCGCCUGUGUGAGAGAUGUGCUCAGCUGGUGCAGGAUUUUGUGAACUUUGUCAGGAGACUGGCUUCUAGGAUAGUGGAGCAUCUCAAGGAAUGUGUAGCUCUCCUUGGUGAGUGCUGCUGUCUGAAUCCCAGGGGCUCCAAAGUGAAGCAGCUGUAUGAGCCUGUCCUUCAGAACCAUGAGAAGCAAGCUGCCCAGGAGUUCCUCAACCACAUGGAGACAGGACUUAAUGAAUCACCAAUUGGGAAGGAGACCCUGGAUGCAUUGAUGAUCUUGGCAUUUUCAGAAAAUGCUGACCUCCAACAUUCGGCUGCGUUGUAUUACUUGCAUAUGAGCCAGCACAUGAAUACACAGCUGCCACCAGAGUUCCUGGAGCCGUACCAGCCAUUGCUUCAGUCCAGUGAUUUGGAGAUUCAGCAGAUGUCUUCUUUAUCUCUUGUAAACUUUCUGCUUGAAGGAAAUUUGACUAAGGAGCUUGUUGUCCAGGUGGGAUUACUUGAGCCGAUAUUAGAGCUGCUGGAGUCUGGUGAUUCGGCAGUACAGUGUAAUUCCUGUGCAUGCAUCAUGACUUUGGCUAUAUCAGAAUCCAAUCGUGAGGCCAUUGGUAUUGCUGGAGGAAUUCUACCUCUGCUCACACUAGCAAAAUCCUAUGAUCCCAGGGUUCAGCAAAACGCUGUUGGAGCUAUUCUGAACUUGACUAGAUCAGAGAGGAUCAAAAGUAUCCUGUGCCGAGAGGGAGCCCUGCCAGUUCUCACCUUGCUUCUGCAGUCAGCAGACUCGGAAAUCCAGUACUACAGCUGUGCUUCUUUGGGUAACAUUGCUGCUAAUCCAGAGCACCAUAAAGCCAUGCUCGCCAUCGGGGACAAGUUCUUGCUUCGAAUGCUGGUCUCUCUAAUGUCUUCCUCGGUGCAGAAGGUCUCCAGUCAGGCAUGUCUUUGUUUGAAUAACCUAGCUUCAAGUGCUGAAGUUCGGGCUCACCUUCUCAGUAUGGACAUCAUGCCUUUAGUCCUCUCCCUGCUGAAUUCUAGCAAUAAAGAUGUCCGACAAGCUUCCAUUACUCUUCUGUGCACCAUGUCUCAUCCUCCAGGAAAUAUGGAUGCAUUGUUGUGUGAAGAAAUGCUUCAACAUUUAGCUAUGCUGAUGCAGAUGGAGAGAGCGAACCCUGUGGUGGUUAUACACGCAUCCUGCACAAUCCAGAAUCUAAGCCAACCAGAGAACAUUGAGGUUAUUGUAAGGAGCCAGUGUUUUGAAGAAUUACUGCUUUCACUUCUUGAUCCGAACAAUGAAGAGGAAUCACUGCAGUAUGUUGCAUCCUGCCUUGCAGAGCUAGCUACCAGUGACUUCACACGGGAGCAGCUGAUUAAGAGGAAGGAUGAAGCACUCAUCAGGUGCCUGGUGAGGUUGGCAGCGUGCUUGGAACACAAAGAACUCUCCUUUCAAGCUGCCACAGUUCUCAAACAGCUGUCACAUGGCGGAAAAAUAGCAGCCGAUUUAAAACCAGUAAUGAAAGAAGUCCAAGCCUACCUCAUGAGUUUCCUCAGUCACUCAGAGCUGAGAUUUCAGCAGAUGGGAAUCGCCACCCUGUGCUCUUUAAGUGAAGAUCCUGAAUUUUCUGUGGCCAUUAGUCAGAGUCGACUAAAAGAACAGCUUGAGCAAGUCCGUCAGCAGACAGAGGAGACUCGGGCACUACUCAAACUGGCCAUUAGUCAAACAGACAGCUUAAACCUGAAGGAGUAAUUGGUGACCACUCCCUAUAACAUGUGUACAUAGUUCUGGCUUGUGGUGCGGGCAGCAGUGAGCCCCACUGACUGUUCCUUGUAGUGUUUUAUUUUUCCAAAUAGGGAAGAUAUUUUGUGAUGUGGACCUUGAGUGUUGGUGCAUCCUCCUAACAAUAAGCAUUGGUAUCUGCAGAAAACAAGUCCUCCACUUUCACAGCACAUACCUUCAGGAGGAUACUUAAAUCCACUUUAAAAAGGUACAACUCAACUCAGAAUAAAUGCGUUGUCCAAGAUUCAAUACCAGGGUCAGCUUCACUCUUGUCCAUAGGUUGAGUCUAUGGUAUUGUACUGUCAAGUGAAUGGAUCUUAGACUCUCUUCACAUCACGUUUAUGGCCUCCAUUUAAUAAAUAUGCUAGGACUUAUACAUUUAACUAAUGCCUCUGAGUGGCAUUACAUAACCCAUAGGGUCUUGCUGUUUUAAAAAAAAAAAAAAAAAAAAAAGCAUUCAUCAUAUUUUUUCUUCUCAUCACUGGAUACCACUGUACCAUAUAAACACAUAGUCUACAAUGCUAUUCCAUACUGGAACCACGUGGACACAUAUAUUGUGUAUGUUGGGAAAUUUCCCAUACACUAAGUUUACAUCACAAACAUGAUAAGAACAUAGCCUUAGCUAAUACCAUAAACAGUCACUGGACAAGAGCAGGAAUGUUUCUUGGAGAUAAACAGCCCUUUCAAAUUAUAGGUAACCCCUUUAAUAUUUUCCACUUGAAUAUUGGGGACUAUCUAGGAAAGGAUUAACUAUUGAAACAAACUGUACUGAUUGGCUAAAGGGGGUAUUUUCUGAGUGGGUUUCCACCUCAAGGGUACGGCUACAUGGCGACGUGUCGCACCACACAAAAGGGUAUGGAGCCAUUUCAUAAAGUAUAUUUCAAUACUGUUAUAAAGCGACAUGCUGCGAUGCGACAAUUCC